AUGCAGGGCCCUGGAGGACAGGGUGUCAGGGUGUCUGCAGAACACCUGGCCCCAUCUCUCACUGGGCAGAGCCAGCUCCACCCUCACAUCCAGCCCAGUGUCCCCACCAUGUGCUCAGAGUCCACUGACUGCUGGCCAGAGAACCCUGGGCUCAGAAGACCAGGAGGAAGCACCGGCAGCUCUGACCUGGGCAGCUUCCUGAGGAGAUGCAGCCAUUUCUGCUCCUGCUGGCCUUUCUUCUGGCUCCCAAGGGGCAAGCAGAUCAGUAUUCCUGGCAGAAAAAGAUGUGGGGGUUUCCUUGUGCGUGAGGACUUUGUGCUGACAGCAGCUCACUGCUGGGGAAGAUCCAUCACAGUCAUCCUGGGCGCCCACAACAUCAUCAAGAACGAGAGGACCCAACAGGUCAUCCCGGUGAAAAGAGCCAUCCGCCACCCAAACUAUCAUCCCAAAGUCAAUGACAUUAUGUUGCAGCAGAUGCAGAGGAAGGCCACCCUGACUGCCUCCGUGAGCCUCCUCAGGCUGCCCAGGAGGGGAGAGCAGGUGAAGCCAGGGAUGGUGUGCAGAGUGGCCGGCUGGGGGCGACUCGACCUGAGCACCAGCACAGACACUCUGCAUGAGGUAGAGCUGGAAAUCCAACAGGAUGAGCAGUGCAUCUCUUGCUACAGACGCGGUUACAACAGAGCCACAGAGAUCUGUGUGGGGGACCCAGAAAGGAAUCAGUCUACUUUUAAGGGCGACUCUGGGGGUCCCCUCAUGUGUGACAACAUGGCUCAGGGCAUUGUCUCCUUUGGGAAAAAAUAUGGGAAAACUCCUCGUAUUGAAAUGAAGGUUUCCAGCUUUCUGCCUUCGAUAGAAAGAACAAUGAGACAUUUCCAACUGCAAGGACCAGACUGAGGCACCAGGAAUUGAUCUAUUCAGCUCCUCUUGGGUGCAGCCCAAAACUGCUCUGUGCAGAGA
Molecule: messenger RNA, 957 nt
Organism: Myotis daubentonii (Daubenton's bat)
Lineage: Eukaryota; Metazoa; Chordata; Mammalia; Chiroptera; Vespertilionidae
Product: granzyme H-like
Exons: 6
Coding region: 1-894 (297 amino acids)
Biological process (GO): proteolysis
Cellular component (GO): intracellular membrane-bounded organelle; cytoplasm
Molecular function (GO): serine-type endopeptidase activity
Source: RefSeq, a predicted model, not a curated record